Molecule: messenger RNA, 2014 nt
Organism: Cuscuta campestris
Lineage: Eukaryota; Viridiplantae; Streptophyta; Magnoliopsida; Solanales; Convolvulaceae
Source: the annotation of a GenBank genome assembly
GUGAAAUGUUUUGAAAAAAAUCAAAAUUGGACGGUAAAUAAAUUCUCCAUUAAUGAUUCCCAAAUAGUGAAAUACACCCUUCAAGUCUUCAAGCUUGAAAAAUAGGAAGUGGGUCGCAAAAAGAAGAGAGAAUUUUCCUUUAAAUAUCAGUGUCACUUCUUCUUCUUCUUCUUCAAUCUGCGAAUCUCCAAACCAAAACACAGCAAGCUAUAUACACCGCCAUGGCCACUGAGGAGGUCAACACCAGCAAGAAGCUUCACGUAGUGAUGUUCCCAUGGCUAGCUUUCGGCCACAUGAUUCCGUUCUUGGAGCUUUCCAAGCACAUCGCCUCCCGUGGUCACGCCGUCUCAUUCAUUUCCGACCGGCGAAACAUCGACCGCCUCCCCAAACUCCCUCCCCACCUCUCCUCCCUCAUCACCUUCGUCGAUCUCCCCCUUCCGCCGCUCACAAACUUGCCGGCAAACGCCGCCGCCACCUCCGAUUUGCCCUACGACAAAGUCAAGUACCUCAAGCUCGCCAGCGACCGCCUUCGAGAUCCGGUGGCCAGAUUUCUUGAAAACUCUUCCCCCGAUUGGGUUUUAUUCGAUUUCGUUUACUAUUGGAUUCCCUCCGUCGCGUCUCAGCUGGGGAUUCCGACCGCUUUCUUUAGCAUUUUCACAGCCUCCGCAUUGACAUUCUUUGUGGGGAGGUUGGAGGAUGCCAAGCUCCGGACUAAACCGGAAGAUUUCGUGGUGCCGCCGCCGUGGGUCCCGUUUGAAUCCACCGUGGCUUUGAAGCUAUUCGAGAUUAUGAAGAUCAUCGACCUGGCGGAGGAGGACGAAGACGGCGUUUCCGAUGUGAUUCGGGCCUCUAGGAGCGCCCAACACUGCGAUUUUCUGGCCGUGAGGGGGUGUGUGGAGUUUGACUCCGAGUGGUUUGAGCUUAUGAAGGAUAUUCACAGGAAACCCGUCUUACCCGUCGGCCAGCUGCCGACGACGGAUAACGCCGCCGACGGAGGCGCUUCGUGGCCGGAAACGAAAGCGUGGCUCGACAGGCAAGCCGCCGGCUCAGUCGUCUACGUUGCGUUCGGGAGCGAGGCGAAACCGAGUCAACUCGAAAUCACCCACAUCGCGCUCGGACUAGAGCGGUCCGGGUUCCCGUUCUUCUGGGUUCUGAGGACUAGACGGGGGGAGGCCGACACGGACUCGACCCGCCUCCCGGACGGAUUCGAGGAGCGGACCGGAGGGCGCGGGGUCGUGUGCACGAGCUGGGCGCCACAGCUGAAGAUACUGAGUCACGACUCGGUGGGCGGGUUCCUGACUCACUCGGGGUGGAGCUCGGUGGUGGAGGCGGUACAGUUCGAGAAGCCGCUGGUGCUUCUGACCUUCCUGGCGGACCAGGGGCUGAACGCGAGGGUUCUGGAGGAGAAGAAGAUGGGGUACUCCAUACCCAGAGACGAGCGAGACGGGCGAUUCACGAGCGAGUCCGUGGCCGAGUCACUGCAGCUGGUGAUGGCCGGAGAAGAAGGGAAGAUCUACAGGGAGAAAAUCAAAGAGAUGAAGGGAGUGUUCUGUGACAGGGGUAAACAAGACGGUGCGGUCGAUGAUUUGUUAAGUUAUCUGCAGAGCCAUGAUAAGAAAGAAGAAGACAAGAGAGAUUCGAUAGAGCAUAUUUGAUCGUCUUCUUCGAAUUGUUGAAAUUUGUACGGAGUAAUAAAAGUUUCAGAGGACAGCCAUGGGUGGGUGGCUGGCAGCCACUUCUCUUCUUCACUCAUUUAUUGUUUGAUUUGUUUCCACUUUCCAUGCAACUUUUAGAAAAGUUGGAACUUUUAUUUUGCAUUUCACAACAAAUUUCAAAAGGUCUGGUCUUUUUUUUAAUUUGGUCUUGUCUUUUUUAUUUUCACAAAAAUACCAAGUUAUAAUCCGAAUUAUACCCAUGCCUUAUUUUGUGGAACUAAUUUUAAGUAGUUUCAAAAUAUUGGAGUAAAUAAUUUGGAGUAAACUCCCGGUAUAUGUAAGAAAAUUAUAAAGCAUUC